GGAGAGACUUAACAAAUAAAAACAUAUUCUUCACUAAGAGAUUGAAGAUGCCAAUCUCAGAGGAAGCUUCUGGUAAGAAGAGGUUAGUUGUUAAGAAGCUUUUCGCUAGACAGCAGCACGAAGGCUUUGGUGCUGUUGUAAGAAGAAGCAUAGGAAGGUUUGAGUUGAGAUACUUCGACCCAUUUCUUGUUCUGGAUGAGUUCUCAGUUUCGGCUCCUGCAGGAUUCCCAGAUCAUCCACACAGAGGAUUUGAGACGGUCACUUACAUGUUAGAGGGAGAGAUUUUGCAUGAAGACUGUGAAGGACACAAAGGGGUAAUAAGAGAAGGAGGAUUACAAUGGAUGACGGCAGGAAAAGGCAUAGUUCACUCUGAAAUGCCUUCUUCUAACGCUACUGGCACUACUCGCAACAAAGGCUUGCAGCUUUGGAUCAAUCUUUCUUCAAAACAUAAACUAGUAAUGCCGAGUUAUCAAGAGAUAGAGAGCAAGGAUAUAGCAGAAGCAGAGAAAGAUGGUGUGAGGGUGAGAAUCAUAGCAGGAGAAUGGAAUGGAGUUAAGUCAAAGAUCUGCACAAGAACACCAACAAUGUAUUUAGACUUCACUCUCACACCUGGUUCUAAAAUCUCUCAGCACAUUCCACUUCACUGGAAUGCAUUUGUCUAUGUUCUUCAAGGCCAUGGCCAUUUUGGGGAUUCCAGGUCACAACACUCAACUGCUGCCGCGCAUCACUUGCUGAUUCUAGGCCUAGGUGGGGACCGGUUAGAGGCUUGGAAUGGUUCUGAUUCAGGUCUGCCGCUUCGGUUUAUCCUUGUUGGUGGUGAGCCUAUAGGUGAACCAGUGGUUCAGUUUGGUCCUUUUGUUAUGAACACACAGGAAGAGAUUGAUCAAACCGUUGAUGAUUUUGAGAAUUUUACAAAUGGAUUCGAAAAAGCUAGACAUUGGAAGUCUCAAGCUGCCUCUGACUUGGGAUUGUUGUUCUAAUACUUAACAAAUUGUUUCAAUGAGUUUGUACCUUAUAGUUAUUCAUUUUUCUUGAUUUCUUCAUGUCAGUUUGAUUUAUAAUCAGUAAACCAAAUUUAAUUAUGAUC
Molecule: messenger RNA, 1087 nt
Organism: Raphanus sativus (radish)
Lineage: Eukaryota; Viridiplantae; Streptophyta; Magnoliopsida; Brassicales; Brassicaceae
Product: pirin-like protein At1g50590
Exons: 5
Coding region: 48-980 (310 amino acids)
Source: RefSeq, a predicted model, not a curated record